AACGCUAUUUCUUAACAAAUAUAUCAAACAACGAACAUAUUUCUUGACCUAUAAGUAUUUCCACCCUAGUUGUCUAUAUAAACGUUAAAAAAAUAAGCUCAUUAACCAAUAAAUUGUGCUCAUAAUAAUUCUCUUAAAAUUUAUUUUUGUUUUAUUGUUAGUCUAAUUAUACCGUCCUCAAAACUCAACUAAUACACUAUGGAUCACCACCAUCACCACGGUCACCACCAUCAUGAGAACGGGCACGCCGAUGCCGAGAAGCAACUAAAGCAUCACAACACCCUUGAGCGUAUUGGUGAGACGGCUGCCGUUGCUGCUGCUGCUUAUGCCUUGUAUGAGAGACAUGAAGAAAAGAAAGACCCACAGCAUGCUCACCAACACAGAGUGAAUGAAGAGAUUGCAGCCGCGGUUGCGGUUGGUGCUGCCGGUUUCGCUAUGUACGAGCACCACAAAAAGAAUGAAGCCCAACAUGAGCUACAUUCUUCCCAACACCAUGGUCACCAUCAUGAUCAUCAUAAUCAACAUCAUGGUCAUCAUAACCUACACCAUGGUCACCAUCAUGAUCAUCAUAACCAACACCAUGGUCAUCAUCAUGAUCAUCACCACCAUGGUCACCACCACCAUCAUUAAAUUAGUUUGUCCAUUAUUUUGGGAUUUUGCGCUACUUAAGUUUUCCUAUAAUUAUAUUAGACCUUUAUGUUAUGUAAGAGUGACUAGUGUUUGAUAUCUUUUAUUUGUUUAGGGUUACAACUGAUCGAGUCGAGUUUGAGCUUGAUCUAGCUAAGGCUUUGAUAAGAUGGACAAAUAAAAUUAUGUUUAUUAAACUCAAAGAUUAUGUUUUCAAGAUGGAGUAAAUAAGUUACUAAUUUUGAAGUUUUAUUGCUAUAUAAAGAAUUGGUUGACUGGCUGGUCAAUUGACUCAGUUCAUCA
This is a messenger RNA of Chenopodium quinoa (quinoa), 930 nucleotides long. Its product is annotated as abscisic stress-ripening protein 2-like. The transcript has 2 exons. The coding region runs from base 199 to 630 and encodes 143 amino acids. The record is from RefSeq and is a predicted model, not a curated record. Lineage: Eukaryota; Viridiplantae; Streptophyta; Magnoliopsida; Caryophyllales; Amaranthaceae.